Messenger RNA from Cercospora beticola, 2079 nucleotides. RefSeq lists its product as uncharacterized. Lineage: Eukaryota; Fungi; Ascomycota; Dothideomycetes; Mycosphaerellales; Mycosphaerellaceae. The record is from RefSeq and is a predicted model, not a curated record.
AUGGGUGCCCACAAGUCUGGCGGCAUUGUUCGUACGCACCCUAGCAGAGGAAUGGCCGAAUAUCUUUCAGGGGAAGGUAUGCUCUCUGAUGAGCAGGCACGGGAUUUGAGGCAACAAGGCUAUCUUGACCAGGACAUGGCAGACCAAGCUCCUCAACAUCAAAUCAACCAGGCCCAAGACAGAGCCAUACAAAUCUCGAUUCGUCCGCUUCCAGCAGCGCAGCCUGAUGACAGUCAUGACAAGUCCCAGCCUAGUCAGAACGACACAGAGCCCGUCGCCAUCAGCACGUCCAAUAUGACCGUCACACCAACGACAAGCCUGGAAAAGCCAAGCUCUGAGCAUGACAGUUCGGGCAGUAAUGUCUUGUGCUGCUCUGCUGCUCAAGAUGAUUCAACUAUGCCUGCCUGGAGUCCAACUGCAUUUAGCGAGCAACACCACGCGGAAGUUGCCGACCUCUUUGCACUGCGUGCUGCAGUCUGGCAUAUGACGCGAAGAGCGACAGAUCUGUCAAACGCGACCAAUCUGCAGAGUAUUGACAUAGGCACACUAAGUCUGCCGCCAUUGAGUCUGUCACCAAGCAUUGCGAACAACGAAGUCGACCUGGAUACUCUGAUGAACGUACCACAGACCGCAACUCUGCAACGACGUAAGUCCUGGACAGGUCCGUCCGACAGAGACGAGCAGCCAGAUGCUUUGAUUAGGCCCAGCUCGGCGCCUCCCAAUAGCUCUCAUCAAUGGCUGGAAGAGGGUGAGUAUAUUGCAUAUGCUCAAGGGUCCGGUUCAGGAGACGGCUCACGACGGACGACUGGUACACAUCUUUGCUCGCUGUCAAGCAAUGCUCGCACAAUCGGCAAUGCUCGUCGAAGGGCGGCCGAUGAUGAGGAUGAAGGGAAUGCAGACCGAGAUCAAGACGGUCGGGGGAAACGGCGGCGGCUCGAUGAGUCGGUUCACAAACCUUCAGCACGAAUCCGAUUACCUUGCAUUUUCAACAUGGGCGAGCCCGACGCUUUCCCCAAACACACUGCGACGUAUGAACAUAUCUCAGAAUUGCUGCGCCACCUCACAACGCACGACUUCUACGCCUGUCAGAAAUGCUUUACAAGGUUCAACAACACUGCGGAAAUUCUUGACCACAUAUGCAAGAAGACGUGCGAAAACACUGCCUGCAGAAGGACGGUAUUACUCAACACUGCGCAGCCGUUUGACUGCGAUUGUGUAACCACUGCUGUGGAGCAAUGGGAACAGCUCUUCUCUUUGCAAUAUCCUGGACAGCAUGUGCCAGCUUUGCGACCAAAUACGUACGAUGACCCGUCCAUGACGCCCUCUCUGCAACCUCGUACACCAUUCCUGUUGAGCGUCCCACAAAGCGCCGUUCCAGCAUUCGACAACAACGUUUUGGACACGCCAAACACGAACUUAUGGGCUCACGAAGCUUUCGACCUUAGCAUGACGCAAGUGCACGCGCCACGAACUGUACUACCCGCCAUGAGAACCAAUCUGGGCCAUGCCUUCCAGAAAGAAUAUCAACAGCUAUCCGAGCGCCUCGCUCAGCUCGAACGCCGAAAAGAUGAUGCUAGCAGCAAGCGUGAGGAGGCUCGGGGAACGCUGCUCUUGUCCCUUUGGGAGGCGCUCUGCGAGACAGGCAGUCCCAAAGCACGAAUCGAUGGCCCUCUCUGGAGAAUGAUGCAACGCGAUGCUCCAGAAGUCUUGAGGCAGAGCAUGGUUGCUACAACUCUUACGAGUGGAUCCUCCUCAGUGCUGCAUAGUCAGUUGUUACAGAAUGGUGUCGUGGGACAGCACUUUGAGCGUCAUCAUACGUCCACAAACGGUAAUUUUGGGACCAACGGCAAUUCUGAUUGGAUGAUGAAUCUUACGGCAACGGGGGAUUUCUCCAACGCUUCUGCACAACCAAAUGCGGGCUAUGAGGGAAUGUGAGAAGCUGAACUGGGAGUCAUGAGUUUCGACAUCAUCCACUGAAGGCUUUUCUGGCUACGAACGAAUCACUUCAGAGUACUUCCGGCGGCAUUUGCGCAAUGCUGCAGUCCAGCAAAGUUAUCAGACUGCCAAAACAUUUCGAGC